Messenger RNA from Dryobates pubescens (Downy woodpecker), 2224 nucleotides. It is a transcript of the gene PRKCD, whose product is annotated as protein kinase C delta. Gene Ontology annotation, molecular function: diacylglycerol-dependent serine/threonine kinase activity; ATP binding. The transcript has 18 exons. Lineage: Eukaryota; Metazoa; Chordata; Aves; Piciformes; Picidae. The record is from RefSeq and is a predicted model, not a curated record. Gene Ontology annotation, biological process: protein phosphorylation. The coding region runs from base 164 to 2224 and encodes 686 amino acids.
CCGAGCCGGGCCGGGCCGGGCCGUGGCGGCGGGGACCCACUAGCUGCCUUUCUUUUUCGCUCAGUUACUCCCUCGCUUUUUCACUCGGGACGGCGCCCGAAACUCGGCGGCGGCCGCGGGCCCUGAGGGUUCUUUGGAAGCAGGUUGUGUAUCAUUGUGAACAAUGGCGCCCUUCUUACGGAUAUCUUUCAACUCAUUUGAGCUGGGACCUGUACAGAAUCAAGGGGAACAACUGCAGCCUUUCUGUGCUAUCAAGAUGAAGGAGGCAUUGACUACAGAGAGAGGAAAAACUCUAGUUCAGAAGAAACCUACCAUGUAUCCAGAAUGGAAAUCAACCUUUGAUGCCCACAUUUACGAAGGACGAGUGAUUCAGAUUGUUCUGAUGAAGGCAGCAGAAGAGCCAUUAUCUGAAGUGACUGUAGGUGUGUCGGUCCUGGCAGAGCGGUGCAAGAAAGGCAAUGGCAAAGCAGAAUUCUGGCUUGACCUGCAACCUCAAGGGAAGGUGCUGAUGGCUGUGCAGUACUUUUUGGAAGAUGCAGACUGCAAACAGUCGAUGAGGGAAAAUGAGGGGACAGUGACUAUAAACAGGAGAGGAGCUAUCAAGCAAGCUAAGAUCCACUACAUCAAAAAUCAUGAAUUCAUUGCUACCUUCUUUGGACAACCUACAUUUUGUUCUGUCUGCAAGGACUUUGUGUGGGGACUCAACAAGCAAGGAUACAAAUGUAGGCAAUGCAAUGCUGCUAUUCAUAAGAAGUGCAUUGAUAAGAUCAUUGGGAGGUGUACUGGCACUGCGGCCAACAGCAGGGACACAAUGUUUCAGAAGGAACGUUUCAACAUUGACAUGCCUCACCGCUUCAAGGUUUACAACUACAUGAGCCCUACCUUCUGUGACCACUGUGGCAGCUUGCUGUGGGGGCUGGUCAAACAAGGACUCAAAUGUGAAGAAUGUGGGAUGAAUGUGCACCAUAAAUGCCAGAAGAAGGUGGCAAACUUAUGUGGAAUAAACCAGAAGUUGCUAGCUGAAGCUUUAAAUCAAGUUAGCCAGAAAUCUACACGAAGGUCUGAUUCUGGAUCUGUAGAAAGUGUGGGAAUUUAUCAAGAUUUUGAUAAGAAACCUAGAACUCCAGGAGCCCCGUUUCCAUUAGCAGAUAGUAGCGAGUACGAUAAACUCUGGGAGGGAAGCACAGCCAAGACAGCAUCACGGAUCACGAGCAGGAGGAAAUUCAACAUCGACAGCUUUGUCUUCCUCAAGGUUCUGGGGAAAGGAAGCUUUGGGAAGGUUCUGCUGGCUGAGCUGAAAGGGAAGAAUGAAUUCUUUGCAAUCAAAGCUCUGAAAAAAGAUGUGGUGCUCAUUGAUGAUGAUGUGGAAUGUACCAUGGUGGAAAAGAGGGUCCUGGCACUUGCAUGGGAGAACCCAUUUCUCACACAUCUUUACUGCACCUUUCAGACAAAGGAUCAUCUGUUCUUUGUUAUGGAGUUCCUGAAUGGGGGAGACCUGAUGUUCCACAUACAAGACAAGGGGCGUUUUGAUCUCUACAGAGCAACGUUUUAUGGAGCUGAAAUUUUAUGUGGACUGCAAUUUCUUCACAGCAAAGGCAUUAUUUAUAGAGACCUAAAACUGGACAACGUGAUGCUUGAUAAAGAGGGCCACAUCAAAAUAGCUGAUUUUGGUAUGUGCAAAGAAAAUGUUGUUGGUGACAACAAGGCAAGCACUUUCUGUGGGACCCCAGACUACAUUGCUCCUGAGAUCCUGCAGGGUUUGCGGUACACGUUCUCUGUGGACUGGUGGUCCUUUGGGGUCCUGCUGUACGAGAUGCUUAUUGGACAGUCCCCUUUCCAUGGGGAUGAUGAAGAUGAAUUGUUUGAGUCAAUUCGAGUGGACACCCCCCACUACCCACGCUGGAUUACCAAGGAAUCAAAAGAUAUAUUAGAGAAGCUAUUUGAAAGGGAUCCAACAAGACGACUUGGGGUCACUGGUAACAUCAGAGACCAUCCUUUCUUCAAAACUAUCAACUGGACAGCACUAGAAAAGAGGGAGGUGGACCCCCCUUUCAGGCCAAAAGUGAAGUCAGCAAGUGACUACAACAACUUUGACAGAGAAUUUCUGAGUGAGAAGCCAAAACUCUCCUACAGUGACAAAAACCUGAUCGAGUCCAUGGAUCAGUCUGCAUUUGAUGGAUUUUCUUUUAUUAACCCUAAAUUUGAACAGAUCUUGGACAAAUAG